UUCAUUGUAAUUUUGUAAGUUUUGCAUGUCCAAAGUUCUCCACGGGCCGUACAGAACAUUACCAGAUGUUGACGUCUCCACGUCGUCCCUCAGUGCGCCGGAUCGUUUCCCUCUAGCGCUCGGAGCUUGCAUUGUCCCAGAGCCUCGUCAUGGCGGCGCAGACCCGAGCUCUGGUGUCAGGUCAGUGGCUGGCGGAUGCCGUCAGGAACAACCUCGUCGGGCCGAAGCUUCGUGUCCUCGACACUUCGUGGUACCUGCCGAAAGCCAAGCGGAACCCGAGGGCCGAGUUUGCGGAGAAACACAUCCCGGGCUCGUCGUUCUUUGACAUCGACGAAUGCAGCGACAAGACCUCCGCGUUCGACCACAUGCUGCCGACCAGCAGCCACUUCUCCCGGUACGUCGGGGAGCUGGGCAUCGGCAGCGACACGCACGUCGUGGUGUACGACACCAGCGACUUCGGCUCGUACUGCGCCCCCCGGCUGUGGUGGAUGUUCCGGGUGUUCGGUCACAAUAUGGUGUCGGUGCUGGACGGAGGCUUGAAGAACUGGCUGGCUGAAGGUUAUCCGGUGUCGGCUGAGUACUCCAAGCCGGAGCCCAGAGAGUUCAAGGCGACUGUCAACCAGUCCUGGGUGAAGAGCUACGAAGACGUGCUGGAGAACAUCAGGAGCCAGCAGGUCCGGAUUGUGGACGCCCGGUCAGCGGGAAGGUUCAGGGGGACUGAGCCCGAGCCCAGAGAUGACACGCUGCCGGGCCAUUUCCCUGGUGCCAUCAACAUGCCAUUCACCUCCUUCAUGGAUGCCUCUGGAAAGGAACUGGGGACCGAGGACCUGUCCAAACUGUUCAGGGAUGCAGGCGUGGACCUGGAGCAGCCGCUCUGGGCUACCUGUGGGUCUGGCGUCACAGCGUGUCACGUUGCUCUGGCCGCCCACCUGCUCGGGCACCCCGGGGUGUGUGUUUAUGAUGGCUCCUGGUCUGAAUGGUUUAAAAGGGCAUCUCCUGAUCACAUCAUCUCAGAGGGAGAGGGGAAGAAGGCAUGAAUGGGAAGAGGAAAGAUUGAAAUACUACAAGCACAGAUGUGAUGGUAGUUUGAGAGGGGAAGCAGUGGGUUUGCUGCCAACAACGGUGAUAGAUCAAUACUUUAAAAUCCACAGGGCACUUUUUAAUUAGAUUGUACUUGCUGUUUAAGAUUGAGCACAGUGAGCUUAUUAAGAAUCCCAGUUACAAACUUUACAUGAGGAAGUUUCGGCAGAAGCCUUAAGUGAAAACCUUAUCUUCGCUAUGCAACAUAUUUAACUUUCCAUUACCGGAGAGUUUCAUAUUUAGAAGAGUUUACACUAUUUUGGUUGGAGGUCAUAUGGAUAUAAUGAUGAAUUCAUAUGAAUGUUACAAUAAAUGGAAACUUAAUAUUUUUGUUUUUUCAUAUUGCAUGUAGACAGGGUGUCAGGUCAGUCUCUCACUUUUUAAAAUAUGUCUUGCUCAAAACAUGGAGGAAGUAUUCAUAGGUUCAGUAACCAGAAAUGUAAAUGUUUAGCUUUGUCUGAGGGUGAUGAAAGCAAGGAGGGCAAAGUACUGGAGAGGAUAGACACAUUGAUCGACCCCUCACAUUCCCUGACAUAAUAGGAAACACUUUCAGUCUUCUUCUGAUUUUGAUGCAAGUCAAAAAUGUUUUGCUUUUGUAUUUUCACUACUUAACAUUUUUAUUUGUUGCAAAUGUACAUGUUGAAGAAGAAAAUUUUCCUAAGUGUGAAAAAGAAAAGCAGAUUUUAUGCCCACAGAAAUGCUGCAGCUUUAGCUGAGACACAACACAUGAAGGAAAAAAAAAAGAAAAAAAAGAAAAAAAAUUGGGGAUGCUGACGCAGAGGAAAUCAAAACCAGUUCAGUCCGGUUCCUGUGCUUGAUUCUAGGUGUCUGGCAAGAUGCCCGAUUUUCAAAACAAAGUAUAUGCUGUUAAAUGCCCAGAAUGUAGAAUGUGUAAUCAGUAUAUUUAGUAUGGGUCUGGAAAUGUGAACUAAUGUAAAAGAAAGAAAAAAAAACAAUCAAUUGAUGAAAAAGAGUCCCAUUUUAAAAGUGUUGAACUGAUUUCAAAGAGAGCUUUGCACUCCUUUUUUUAACAGCAUCAUCGUCUUUUGUUACAAGAUUUUUUUUUUUGACAUCUUAACUGUUAAACAUGGAGAGAAA
Molecule: messenger RNA, 2178 nt
Organism: Acanthopagrus latus (yellowfin seabream)
Lineage: Eukaryota; Metazoa; Chordata; Actinopteri; Spariformes; Sparidae
Product: 3-mercaptopyruvate sulfurtransferase-like
Exons: 2
Coding region: 150-1037 (295 amino acids)
Biological process (GO): transsulfuration
Cellular component (GO): mitochondrion
Molecular function (GO): thiosulfate-cyanide sulfurtransferase activity
Source: RefSeq, a predicted model, not a curated record